This is a messenger RNA of Mauremys reevesii (Reeves's turtle), 948 nucleotides long. Its product is annotated as olfactory receptor 4D2-like. Gene Ontology annotation, cellular component: membrane. NCBI's taxonomy places the organism in Eukaryota, Metazoa, Chordata, Testudines, Geoemydidae. Gene Ontology annotation, molecular function: G protein-coupled receptor activity; olfactory receptor activity. The record is from RefSeq and is a predicted model, not a curated record. The coding region runs from base 1 to 948 and encodes 315 amino acids. Gene Ontology annotation, biological process: G protein-coupled receptor signaling pathway. The transcript has a single exon.
AUGGAGCAGGAGAACCUCACCACCACAGUGACAGAAUUUGUCCUCUUGGGCCUCACCCAAAGUCCUGAGCUGCAGCGAUUCCUCUUCAUUGUCUUCUCCAUAGUCUACCUGACAACCUGGCUGGGAAACUUCACCAUCAUCAUCACUGUGAUCACCGAGCACCAGCUUCACACCCCCAUGUACUUCCUGCUGGCCAACCUGGCUUUCAUGGAUGUCGGCGACUCAUCAGUAAAUGCUCCAAAAUUUCUGGCGGGUCUCCUCAGCCAGCGUAAAACCAUCUCAUUCAAUGAGUGCUUCCUGCAGAUGUUCUUCUUCCACUUCAUCGCCGGAGCAAUGUCAUUUUGCCUUGUGGGGAUGGCAGUCGAUCGGUACGUGGCCAUCUAUAAACCACUGCGGUAUUUGACAAUUAUGAACCCUGGUGUGCUCGUGGGGAUAGUGGUACUGGCAUGGCUGGGUGGAUUGGCUCACUCUGCUGUUCAGAUUGGACUGCUCCUCCAGUUACCAUUCUGUGGGCCAAAUGUCCUGGACAAUUUCUACUGUGAUGUUCCACAGGUCAUCAAACUGGCUUGUACCGAGACUCACCUGCUCGAACUGCAGAUGGUCUUCAAUGGUGGAGUGCUACUUGUAAUGAUAUUCAUCAUUCUGCUUAUUUCCUAUGCUACCAUCUUAGUCAAGAUAAGGACAUACCUCACAGAAGGGAAACACAAGGCUCUGUUGACUUGUGGAACCCAGAUUACCGUGGUGUGUUUAAUAUUCAUACCCUGCAUCUUCAUCUAUGCUCGACCCUUCCAGAAGUUCACCCUGGACAAGGUGGUCUCAGUCAUUUACACUGUAAUCACCCCAAUGCUGAACCCGAUGAUCUACACGCUGAGGAAUGCUGAGAUGAAGAAGGCCAUCAAGAGACUGAUGAGGAGAGUGCUGUGCUCAAGGAGGGAAAUAAAUACAUAA